Messenger RNA from Dendrobium catenatum, 1279 nucleotides. Its product is annotated as histone acetyltransferase MCC1. Gene Ontology annotation, molecular function: protein-N-terminal amino-acid acetyltransferase activity; histone acetyltransferase activity. The coding region runs from base 269 to 1033 and encodes 254 amino acids. The transcript has 6 exons. The record is from RefSeq and is a predicted model, not a curated record. Gene Ontology annotation, biological process: N-terminal peptidyl-methionine acetylation. NCBI's taxonomy places the organism in Eukaryota, Viridiplantae, Streptophyta, Magnoliopsida, Asparagales, Orchidaceae. Gene Ontology annotation, cellular component: Golgi membrane.
CGCUUGAGGAAAUGUUCUUCGUGAGAGAGCAAAGAAUGCGAUCCAACUGUUACCAAUCCAACGAAGGAUCAGCGAUCGCCGCGGGAAGGAUCUCUCGAGAGAUCUCUUCUCGUUUAAAUCCAGGGAUCUGGCGGAGAGUAGGGCCUGGAAAGUAUAAAGUUUGUUAUGAUGGCAUAAUCAGGGGAGUUAAUGUGGCAUAGAUGGCAUGCUUAUGCAUGCAUCUUUACCAUAGUUACUUUUUUUCCCGUGAUUAGUGGCGAGGCUUGUCAUGUUUGACUCAGAAAUUAGACACUGUCCAACAAUUAUUUACAGGCCAAUUCGGCCAGCUGAUCUUCAAGUUCUUGAGCAGAUUCAUGCUUCUUUAUUUCCAAUCAGGUAUGAGAGGGAAUUCUUCCUCAAAGUUGUCAAUGGCCAAGGUAUUGUUUCUUGGGGUGCUGUUGACAUAAGCAGGCCUGAUGGCCAUGUUGAUGAGCUUAUCGGAUUCGUCACAACACGCACCAUUGCAGUAAAAGAAAGUGAGAUUACUGAUUUAAUAGGAUUUGGCACAUUAAGGAAGGAUCAAACUUUAGUGUAUAUAUUGACACUUGGUGUUGUAGAACAAUACAGGAACCUUGGGACAGCUUCUUCACUUGUUCGGGAGGUGAUAAAAUAUGCUUCAAGCGUUACUAGUUGCAGAGCAGUGUAUUUGCAUGUUAUCGCUUACAAUCAGCCAGCCAUCCAUUUCUACCAAAAGAUGCAAUUUAGGCUUGUAAGAAGAUUAUCAAAUUUCUACUACAUUAAUGAACAGCACUACGACUCAUUCCUGUUUAUGUACUACGUAAAUGGUGGUCGAUCUCCAUGCUCGCCAUUGGAUGUUCUAGCAGCAUUUGCCGCAUACUUCAUGAGCCUCCUAAGAAUGCUUAUUGCAAAGCUGUGGAAGGGUGGUGACAAUAGGAACUCAAGAUGGUCCAGGUGUAAAGAAAACCACAGCCUUGGACUUACACAGAACAAGAGAAUCCUCAAUGCUGAGAAUGAUAUCUGCCAAAAUGUUUAAAUUUUAAAAUCGUCCUGAAGUUGCUCUGUCUUGAAAAUUCAAUUCAUGGACUACUUUCCCAGCAAAAGGUUGAGGAUCAUGUAUUUUAAUUUCUAACUGAGCACUUGAAGAUAAGAAAGCUAUUGUGAUUACCAAAUGGCGACAGCAUGUUAUAUCAUUUGCUUUUCAGCACACACUUGAUAAGUGAAAUUGUUUCAACUUGCAAGUUUUCCUUGUAUUUUCAAACUUUCUUGGUUGCUCUCUUCA